AGAGUUAUUUUAGGGUAAUUUGCUGUUAUAAGUCCGUCGUAUAGAUGCGACUUGUAUCAGUGUUGUAUGCCCUCUUGGCCUGUAGACUUGUCCUAUCCGGAAAUGGCGAUAAUGAGGGAGGACUGAGGGGAAGUGCCGGAAAUUUUGCAGAAUCAAACUUUGAGAGGCCAAAUGUGCCACCAAAAUAUUUUGCAAUUGACCAUGAUGAGACCUUCCAUACGUGUAAUGGAGAAGCAUGGGCAAGGAACAUAAAUGCUUUCACAAAGGCUAGAAAGAUGGGUUAUACGUUGUUUUUCUGUACAGGAAGAUCCAUUGAUUCGACGUUCAGAAUCGCUGGGGACGAGUUCAAGGCAAAGACCGGAUAUAAUGGUUACCCUGGUAUUUACAACAAUGGUGCCAUGGUAUACAACGAACAUGGUGAUGUUAUCUAUUCCAAAUCGUUUUCAAGGGAUCUCAUUAAAAAUGCGUGUGAAUCUGUUUUAAAUGGAUCUACCGAUCGUUUCAUAUUUUACACUCACGAUGGGUACUAUUCGCCUAGUGAAAUGGAUACGCAUGACCUAAAAGAUUUUGUGGAGAAAAGAGGCCUUCCGACACCUCAAGUAAAGACCCCAGAGGAAAUAUCAUCAUUGCAAAUUCUGAAAAUCACACAAAUUUCCAAAGAAGCCAACUUUCCAGGUUUUGAGCAAGGGAAGGACUAUAUCGCCAAGAUCGAUCUUCCCGGAUCCUGGGACAUUAUUCCACCAGGAAUCAGUAAGGCCACCGGUAUAAAAGAGCUUAUGAAACACUAUGACAUUUCUCCAGAGGAAUGCGCAUUUAUAGGUAAUGGUGAUAAUGAUGUUGAGGCAAUGAAGCUUUCUAACCUCUCAUUUGCAGUUGGAAACGCCUACAAUCACGUGAAGAAGGCUGCAAAGUGGGUAAUGGAGAAGACUUGUGAUGAAGGAGCAGUUUCAAAGGCUCUUGAACUCACAUAUGGAUUUACUGUAGAAUAG
This is a messenger RNA of Theileria equi strain WA, 989 nucleotides long. Its product is annotated as haloacid dehalogenase-like hydrolase family member protein. The coding region runs from base 45 to 989 and encodes 314 amino acids. The record is from RefSeq and is a predicted model, not a curated record. The transcript has 2 exons. Gene Ontology annotation, cellular component: cytosol. Gene Ontology annotation, molecular function: magnesium ion binding; phosphatase activity. Lineage: Eukaryota; Apicomplexa; Aconoidasida; Piroplasmida; Theileriidae.